Saccostrea cuccullata (small rock oyster) is the source of this 2484-nucleotide messenger RNA. RefSeq names its product multiple epidermal growth factor-like domains protein 11. The record is from RefSeq and is a predicted model, not a curated record. The coding region runs from base 127 to 2310 and encodes 727 amino acids. Gene Ontology annotation, molecular function: scavenger receptor activity. NCBI's taxonomy places the organism in Eukaryota, Metazoa, Mollusca, Bivalvia, Ostreida, Ostreidae. The transcript is spliced from 14 exons.
GAAGUCAUAACUUCCUUAAUUUAUUCGUUAUUUGCAAAGGUAAUUACAUGCAUAAAUAUGAAACAUUCAUUUUUACAAAUAUAUUUGUGUGUGUAUUUGAUAUAAAUUUCUUUUGAGUGCAGUUUUAUGCAAGUAUGUUCUAAAUAUUUCCUCAUAAUAACUUCACUCCUGCCUUCGACUUUAUUUUCCAAUUGCAGCAUUUUUCUGGAGAUGCUUUUAGAAAAUUUUAUUUUUCUAUUUUUUUGUAUCCCGAUAUUUUGUUUUGACGAUUUAUCCUCUGGUCAUCAAGCCCAACAAUUUGAAACAUGGGCGUGUGUGUCCUCAACUUGCCAUCUUUAUCAAGCACAGAAUGCAGUGGACGACGACGUACAGACUUGUAUGAGGACUUCAACUCUUGAAAUCAUGAGCAGUAAUAAAUCUAAGCAUUACACGUGGUGGUAUGUCGACCUAGGGGAUAUAAAGAGUGUAUACAAUAUUAGGAUUCAAUUCAAGGAUUAUGGAGCAACUUAUGAGAAUAGACAGAGGGGUCGUUUUGCGGGAUUUUCUCUGUUUUUGUCCAAUACAACAAGAAAAGAAGAAGGUCAACAAUGUUACAUAAACGGCCCUGAAUUACCUCCCCUUGAUUUUAAUACAACAUGUAUAGGUCACGGGCGUUACGUCAUCUAUCACAAUGAGAGACUUCCGGGAAAAGUUUACCCUCAAGGAUAUGAAGUAAACUCCGUAACAGAGCUUUGUGAGGUCAGAGUUCAAGGAUGCAGUACAAAAGGACAAUAUGGAGUGAACUGUUCCCUAAAGUGCUCAGGAAAUUGUCAGGAAAAUAGAUGCAGCAUUCUUAGCGGGACUUGUCUUGGCUGCAGAGAUGGAUGGCUCGGUCCGUACUGCGGAAAGAAGUGUCAAGAAAGGUAUUAUGGACCGAGUUGUAAAAGGACGUGUGUUGGACACUGCAGGUACAAUGAGACCUGUAAUCACGUGACAGGGUUGUGUACAGAAGGUUGUGGUGAGGGAUGGACAGGAGAACUCUGUAAUAAGGCAUGUGUGACAGGACAUUAUGGGAACAACUGCAUGCAGAAAUGCAGCGAGCAUUGUCUAAAUGGUGAAACUUGUAACAGAUUCACAGGGAUCUGUAAUAGUGGAUGUGCAAUCGGUUAUUAUGGGGUUCGCUGUGAUGCUGUGUGUCCACCUGGAUUCUUUGGAGUAAAUUGUGAGCAGAAAUGCAAUACAAACUGCAAGAAUACAUCCGACUGUAAUCCUUUCAGUGGGCAUUGUACGUCGGGCUGUAAAGUUGGGUACAUGGGAUCAUUUUGUAAUGAUGUGUGUUCGGAGGGAUUUUAUGGGCAUAACUGUGCAAGAAGGUGCAGCGCUGCAUGCAUGAACAUUUCAUGCGAUCAUCAAAAUGGGCAAUGCAAGUAUGGCUGUAAACCGGGGUACACCGGGUAUAACUGUUCUCAAGCAUGUUUACCUGGGAGAUUCGGAGCGGGCUGUUUACAUUAUUGCAGUAAUCACUGUAAAAAUAAUGACGCAUGUCAACAUGUGGAUGGAUCAUGCAGGAAAGGUUGUUCCAGUGGAUAUAGGGGAUCGCAGUGUAAUUUACCUUGCAAGCCUGGAUUUUAUGGUUUGAACUGUUUAACUGGUUGUUCGAGUAGGUGUCUAGAAACAUGUUAUCACGUGGACGGAACAUGUUUAUGUAAAGAAGGCUGGAAAGGUUCCCCCUUGUGUAAUACAGAGUGUCCACCAGGUAAAUAUGGAAUUAAUUGUGGGAACACCUGUAGCGGAAAUUGCGCGGAAGGAGAUAUCUGUGACAAUAUUAACGGAAGUUGUGCAAGAGGUUGUAAAGAAAAAAUUACCGGAGACAAAUGCAAUGAAUGUGAAUUCGGGUAUUAUGGUGAGAGUUGUUGUCAUGAGUGUACCGGAAAUUGCGCUUUUAAUGAUACAUGUAAUCAAACAGACGGUGAUUGUCCACGAGGCUGUAGUGUUGAUUUCACUGGAAAUAAAUGCGAUCAAAUGCGCUUAGACUCUAAAAUGGUUUUCCCAUUGAAAAUCUGCAGCAGUUUGAACCAAUGUAACACGAUGGUUAAUGUAUCAAUUGUUGUCAUAGCCUUCGUUUUGUUAGCAAUACUUGUCUCCCUUCCUAUACGCAAAAUAAGAAAGCAUAAAAGAAAACCCGAUUAUGAAAAAUACGAAGAAACGAUGGGAUCACCAUCACAGGAGUUAACAGAUAAUAUAAUAGACGAAAGUCACGGUUAUCAAGAGAUAGAAAUCAAGACAAAUAAUGCCUACGAACCCAUAUUUUAUGAAAACAAAAAGAGAUAGCUUUAGCAAUGCUUAAGUAUGGAUUUGUGGAAUUAUUUUCCGAUGCACAAAAGUUUUUUAACCAGAAAGUUUUCUAUUUGACUCGAUGAGAUUUGUUGAAAUGAACCAGUGUGACAUAAGUUAUUUUUAACUUUUACUUCAAAAUUUAAGAUAACGGUAAACCUGUCUUGUGUG